Molecule: messenger RNA, 1758 nt
Organism: Prunus armeniaca (apricot)
Lineage: Eukaryota; Viridiplantae; Streptophyta; Magnoliopsida; Rosales; Rosaceae
Source: the annotation of a GenBank genome assembly
AUGACAGAAACAAACACUCAACAUUCUUCACAAAUGGCUGACAAAGCAUCACUAUCAGACUCCCAGGUGGUCAUAUGGAAAAAGGUAACCGGGUUGAAAUUCAAAAAAAAAGCAUACAAAAGGAUCACAAGCCAGCAAAAGCACAAAACAGCAUCAAGAAACACACAAGGCACACCACCAACAACAGCAAAAGCCAAACUAUCCACACCCAAAUCCGCAAACACACUGAAACCAAAGAAAACAACGAAGACAAAAAAAACACAAUCCCAAACACAAAAACCUCAACCAAACAGACGCAAUAACCCAGAUUAUGUGCAGAUCAAGAGCAACAUGCUCACAUUUGACAACACAUUGCAAACGGUAAAAGACAAGCUUGCAGCAAGAAAGGAUGUCCUCAAGAUCCUACAAAAAACGCCAUUCUGGAGCAUCAUCAAGGCUUACAUGGAAGGUCAGUUAACCAAGGUAGAAUGCCAGAAGUCUAAUUAUCAAAUAAUUAAACUAAUCAGACUCUACAACCCCGCAACCAAAAAAUUCAAAUUCAGUGAAGGCAACGAGCAUGAAAUUACAAGCAAUGAUGUGUCUGACAUCUUUGGAUUGCCAAACAAAGGAAACAAGUUGCCAAGCACAACAACUUCCACAAGAACAAAUUUGGCCUUCGAAAAGAAGUAUUUCGAGAAAGCUCUUCAUCACAAAUCUCUUUUGCAACUCUGGGGCGACAAUGGCUUGGACCUUUUGACUAUGAUCGACACAUUAGAAGCUAUGAACAGCUACAACUGGGCACAAGGAGUCUUAGAUUACAUGCAUUAUGGACUGGACCAAGCCAUAAAAAAUAAAAAGGACAAGACAAAUCAACCAAGCGUCAGUGGUUGCCUUGUGCUAAUCCUGUAUUGGCUGUGUGAAAGAACUAACCUGAUCAGUCCAAUUCCUGGAAGAGAAGAUCACAAACCAGCGGCUAUAAAAGCUGCUGACAAUGAAAAAGAAGAAGCAACAAAGACUGAUCAUGCAGACCAUGAAGAACAAGAAGAAAAUGAAGAGGAUGAUGACUUUGUUAUCACACUUAAAGAUUGGUUAAAGAGUCAAACACAAAAAGGAAAAAGCCAGACUGUUAUUACCCAGAAACAGAACUUCAGCUUUCAUGAAAAUGUGGACCAAAGUGCAACCCAGACAAAAACUCCACAACAGGAGCAAAAUGAAGACAAUGCACAAUCAUUGGGAUGCAAAGCAGAUGAUGAAAUUGAAGAACCAACAGCACAAUCAUUGGAAUGCGAAGCAGAUGAUGAAAUUGAAGAACAAGCAGUUGACCUUAGUGCAGACUCAGUGACGGAGGAGGACACUGUUAAUGUCCAGCAACAGAACCCAGAACUUGACAGCCAAGAAGAAGACUUCGACUCUAUUUUUGUGGACAUAGUGGGGUCAAUCCCAGAGUACUACAAGCAUGAAAUAGCCCCUACCCAUGAGAAAAUCCAACAGCUGAAAGAAGCAGUCGACUAUUGGAUUGAAAAGGCAGAUACUCGAAGGGAUAUGAUGCAGACUGCUAUAGAAUCCUGCAUAAAGAAAAAUUCAUUCAUUCAACAAAUAUGGACUGAAAAAGAAGAGUUGGAGCAACAAAUUGAAAUACUGAAAAAGCAGCUUGAGCAAGAGAAAAAGAAGGUGCAAAAUUACAAGGGAAACUUCAUGCACUCAAAUCAAAUAGGAGACAGCUACAGGAACAACAUGAACUACUUGAAGGGGAAAAGUUGUCCUGCAUUGAGAGCAUGA